Messenger RNA from Rotaria sp. Silwood1, 579 nucleotides. The record is from the annotation of a GenBank genome assembly. Lineage: Eukaryota; Metazoa; Rotifera; Eurotatoria; Philodinida; Philodinidae.
AUGAUUCGAAGUGAGUUUCCUCAAACUGAAUCUGCUGCAAAACUCGGACUUGUUACAGGCUUUGGACCUCUUUUGCCAACAGCAUUGGAUUCUAAAGAUGUCCUAUUCAUUGUAAUGGGCAGUGCGAAACAGGCUCAUAAGGCCAAGCUUCUUACAGAAACAUGGUUGCAAUGGUCUCAAGGAAACUUCUUCAUCUUUGCUGAUGCUGCUGACGCCAGUAUUCCUUUGAUAACUUUGCCUCAGCUUGAAAAUAAACCUUCAAGAGACGAUGCACAAUAUCGACAAUUCUAUGGAUCACAAUGGUUAAUUAGUAAUAAGUCUGAAUUGAUUAAGAAAGUAAAAUGGUUUGUGUUUACAGAUGACGAUACGUGGAUUAAUGUGCCUGCUAUUCUAUCUUAUCUUAAAUUCUUUGAUCAUCGAUUACUGCUAUCGAUUGGAUAUAUUUGGGAUGAUAUGUGGGUAACAGGAUGGGCAUACUUCACUGGAGGUGGUGGUAUUGUACUUUCUCAAGCUGCAUUCCUAUCAAUCAUACCAUCAAUUUUCACGAAAGAAUGUCCUUUCCAAGAACAAUUGAAAUAA